AACAAAAAAGAACUCAUAUUUUUAUAAUCGUAGAACCCAAUUUUUUUUGUUCUCACUACCUAUAUUUUAAGCCUCCCUACCCUUCCCCCCAUUCCAUCCUAUACCCUUCACCAACACACCUCCACUUCUCCAAUGGAAGAUCCUCUCCACAUAUUUCAAUUUCAGUCUCAGUCUUCUUCUUCUUCUUCUGAGAUCAAAAAUUGCAGCAAAGAAAUCAUCAAGGGCUCCAAAAAGGUGAAACUCGGGAGCGACGGCAAGCAUCCCACAUAUCGCGGCGUCCGAAUGCGACAAUGGGGAAAAUGGGUGUCCGAAAUCAGAGAACCAAAGAAGAAAUCGCGGAUUUGGCUGGGCACAUUCUCCACGCCGGAAAUGGCGGCCAGAGCCCACGACGUCGCCGCCCGGACAAUCAAAGGCCGCGCCGCCUUCCUCAACUUCCCGGAGCUCGCCCACCGCCUCCCCCGUCCGGCCAGCUCAUCCCCCAAGGACAUUCGCGCCGCCGCCCUCCAAGCGGCGUCGUUUGAUCUCCCGCCGGAAUCCGACCUCAAUCGCUCCCCCUCCUCCUCCGCCGCCGCCGCCGCCCAGUCGCCGGAGCAGGACGACGAUCCGUUCUUCGAUCUCCCCGAUCUGCUCCUCGAUCCCAAUCACCAAAUCGAAACGCUCUGUUUCUCGCAGCUGCCGAUCGACGCUUUCGAUUCCGCUUUCGGGCGGCCGGAGGAGCAAUUCUCGCCGGAAUAUUACGCCUACAGAACCAGCCUACUCUAAUUCUCUGCCGCCGCCUGCAAAUGCAGAAGCCUGCAGAUUUUGAUUUUAACCCUAAUACCAAAUCAGGAAAAAAUUCUCUCUUCUUCCUUUC
Messenger RNA from Momordica charantia (bitter melon), 853 nucleotides. Its product is annotated as ethylene-responsive transcription factor ERF039. Gene Ontology annotation, molecular function: DNA binding; DNA-binding transcription factor activity. NCBI's taxonomy places the organism in Eukaryota, Viridiplantae, Streptophyta, Magnoliopsida, Cucurbitales, Cucurbitaceae. Gene Ontology annotation, biological process: regulation of DNA-templated transcription. The record is from RefSeq and is a predicted model, not a curated record.